Messenger RNA from Leucoraja erinaceus (little skate), 3735 nucleotides. RefSeq names its product family with sequence similarity 98 member A (gene tslig3a). Gene Ontology annotation, cellular component: tRNA-splicing ligase complex. NCBI's taxonomy places the organism in Eukaryota, Metazoa, Chordata, Chondrichthyes, Rajiformes, Rajidae. The transcript is spliced from 8 exons. The record is from RefSeq and is a predicted model, not a curated record. The coding region runs from base 29 to 1744 and encodes 571 amino acids.
ACGGGCCGCUCGGUGCGAGGCCCCGGACAUGCCAACCAAGCAGAAGGCGGCGGACGGCGGCGGCGCCGGCGCCGAGGAGGACGGGGACAGUCCGGUACCGGCAACCGGCAGCGGCACCGGCCGCGUAAUGGAGAACGAUGUCCUCGACUCGCUGGAGGACCUGGGAUACAAGGGUCCGCUACUGGACCAUGGUGCUCUGGAGUUGGCAGCAGCUGACGGAGCAGCUUCUCCAGAAUAUACGAAACUAUGUGCCUGGCUUGUAAUGGAACUGAAAGCUUUCUAUAAACUGAUCGAAAAUGUCAAUGCAACUGCUAGUCCCACGGAAGCUGAAGAAUUUCAGCUGGAAAUGAGUGGAUUACUAGCUGAAAUGUAUUGUCCCUAUACGGUUCUGACUACUGGAGAUGUCACUAAACGUCUUCUCAACACAAAUAAUUGCCUUUUACUGCUAACUUACCUGAUCUCUGAGCUUGAAUCUUCUCGGAUGCUUGGUGUGAACAGCCCACCCAAAAAGGAACCAGAUAAGACAAGUAAUUCCUUUAUGGAGCUGAAAACCAUUUGCAUUACUCUGGGUAUGUCCAAACCCCCAGAUAACAUCACCAUGUUCCAGUUCUUCAGUGGGAUUGAGAAAAAGCUAAAGGAGUCUGUGUCAAAGGUACCUCCUAAUCAUGUGGGUAAACCUCUGGUGAAAAAAGCACUUGGCCCACUUCAUUGGGAAAAAUUAGAAGCCAUCAAUCAUAUCCUCGUAAAGGAAUAUGAAGUACGACGAAAGAUGUUACUGAAACGUAUGGAUGUAACCAUUCAGUCUUUUGGGUGGUCUGACAGAGCUAAGAGCCAGGUUGAAAAAUUGACUAAAGUCUACCAGCCCAGGCGUGCAACUCUGAGUUCAAAAUGCACCAUUUCUGUUGCACACCUACUGGCUGCUCGAGAGGAUCUGUCCAAGAUUAUGCGAACCAGCAGUGGCAUCAUUCGAGAGAAGACUGCAUGUGCUGUCAACAAGGUGCUUAUGGGAAGAGUGCCAGACAGAGGUGGCAGGCCAAAUGAGAUUGAGGCCCCUCCGCCUGAGAUGCCACCAUGGCAGAAGAGACCCGAUAACUUCCAAUCUAGUGGUGGACGAGGAGGUGGAAGAGGUGGAUAUGACCAAGGGUCCCAUGGAAGAGGUGGAUAUGACCAAGGGUCACACGGAAGAGGUGGAUAUGACCAAGGGUCCUAUGGAGGAGGUGGAAGAGGCGGAUAUGAUCAAGGAUCCUACGGAGGAGGCGGAAGAGGCGGAUAUGAUCAAAGCGGGAGAGGUGGGGGCCGAGGUGGCUAUGAUAGGACAGAACAAGGAGGACGUGGAGGAGGCAGAGGAAAAGUUCAAGGUGGAUGGUCAGAUGGAAGUGGUGGUCAUCAAGAUUCUAGCUACCAAGGGCAUGGUGGCUACAGAGGUGGUGGUAGCUAUCAAGGGGGUAACUACCAUGCAGGUGGUAGCAACUAUCAAGGGGGUAGCUAUCAAGGAGGUGGUUACCAAGGACAUCAAGACAGCAGAUAUCAAGAUGGUGGCCAUGAUCAGGGUGGAGGACGAGUUGCAGGACGAGGAGGUCGUGGCCGAGGGGGUCGUGGAGCGCGUGGGGGUCAAGUUGGUGGUUGGGUCAGCAGAGGUGGACAAAGCUACAACCAGGGAGGACAGUUUGAGCAAUAUUUCCAGCAAGGAGGCCAACAAUAUAAUGCAUCUGGUUUUUAUCAAGGUAGGCAGUAUUCUAGUUAAUAACAUGAUAGUCUUUACUACUGGCUUCAUCUUGUAAGCGGCACAGAUUCUCCCAAACACCAGUUACCAACUCUGGAAUGCCACUAAAAUUAAAUACAUUAUAUUGUAUCGGCAGUGUUGCAGAUGUGUUAUCCAAACAAACACAAAGCAGAAAAGCCUUUCUUCCAGCAGAAGUGAAAGCUUGUGAUUCUAAACCUUUCUCUUCCUGCCUCUUACACCCGCAUCCCCCCCCCCCCACCCCCCCACUUCUCAAAAAAAAGGUUUACAACAUGAAAUUGUACUUGAAGCGCAGCAAAAAAAAUUGUACGUUUUUCUUUUCUGCAUGUGUAGAUGCCACUGGCGCAAUUAGAAUUCUUAUUUUAUUGAAAGUGCACUACAUACUGAGUAUUUGAGCCCAAAUUAAACCCGCAUUCCCCUUUCCAUUGGCUGACAUUUUCAGCAGACGCAUUUGCAGAGCUUGCGAUUCCCUUGUAUUCUAGAUGUGAAGCCACUCGGUUGUUCUUGCUGGCUGGUAAUUGUAAAUACAUGUAAACUCGACAAGCAGAGUGAGUGAUGGGGUGAAGCUGCAUGAGAGGUGAGCAAUAAAGUAUCUGUAUGUUGUUUUACUGUUUGGAAUUGUUGAGUUUUUUAACUCCGGUUACAGGUGAUGAGGGAAAUCCUUUUGAGUCAAAAGUGAUUUCUCCAUCAACAUUUUUGUUUUAAAUAUGUAUGUUACGAGUGUAGUUUUGCCAAAUAAUUAAUUGAGAAAUUGUGAUUGGGUAUCAUCCAUGGUUCUUUGCUUAUUUCUGACUUGUGUUUAUCAGAGGUUUCCUGUUUAUCAUCCUAUUUGCAAAUACGUGUGAUUUGAAAACUGCAGAAGAUAUUUACCACAGAAAGGGCUAAUUGUUGGGUUUGAAUAAUGCAGCCUUAAAUUAUGAUGCACAAUGCCUAUAAUUCUACAGACGGGGGAGAAUGUUGACCAAGCGUGGCUGAUCAUAAUGCUCAGUGAUUUGUUCCCAUGGACGGCUCCAUCCGUACUUUAUUAAAGUUGAGUCCGUUUCUGAGGAUAUUAAUCCAUGGUCAAAAUGCUGGAAAUAAAAGGAAAUUUGAAACGUUAUCCUACAUACACACUUGUGUGUUGUGAUUUCAGUGAUAAUCUCUUUAAUUUGAGCAAAAGUGUUUGUUAAUUUUUAUUUUGACUCUUGAAUCACAACCUUUGUAGUCACUGCUCUAAAUGUUGUCAAACAGAAACACGUGUUCUGUUUUAGCCAGUGCUAUGAGCAUUAUGUGUCGAUUAUGAUUACGUGGAUUAGAUUUUCAAAUUAUCAUUUCAUGUACAUAUGUAAUUUUGCACAACAAAAUAGCUUUUUGCAAUUUACCACUCAUUGCAUACUGACUGGAGUUCACUCUUACAAUUACACAGCAACAGUCCUUUAUCAACUUAAGAGCUGCUGUUAUAGACAAGACGCACUUUUAAUUUGCUCCCAGCUUGUUGUUGUGGGCUAAUUGGGAAGAGAUCUUGUAUCUUUAAGGGUUGAUUAUAUAUUUUGCUCUUCAAGCAGUUGUUUAAUGUCCCACAGACUUGCUUGUAGGCACCAGAAGAAAACCAGACUACAAAGUGUUCAGCAAUCAUUAAAAUCAUAAUUUGUUCCCCUUUGUAUACAAAGUUUUUUGUUGAAAAGGAAAUGGCAUUUUAUUUCAUGCCAUUUCCAGAAUUUUCCUACUUUGUCCAAGAAGUGGUGGAAAUUGCAAGCUUCAAAGGAUACUGAAAUUACAAUAUAUAUUGUACUUGUAUGUUUUAAGAAGUUAAAGGUCUAAUCUGCGUUUAAAUGGAAAGAUUAUCUUGAAUCUUCUAUUUGGAUGACAUGUAUUUUGAGGAAUAGACUCUGGCGAGGGAAAUUGUGCUUGGCUGAUGCAAUGUAAUUCCUCCUCAAAUGCUGUGGAAACUAAUGUAGAUUUAAUUUAAUACAGUGGUACAGACAACUGAAUAAAACCUUUCUUUUGUUAUUGAA